Molecule: messenger RNA, 2290 nt
Organism: Anoplopoma fimbria (sablefish)
Lineage: Eukaryota; Metazoa; Chordata; Actinopteri; Perciformes; Anoplopomatidae
Product: sodium/potassium/calcium exchanger 3-like
Exons: 19
Coding region: 1-2232 (743 amino acids)
Biological process (GO): calcium ion transmembrane transport; intracellular calcium ion homeostasis
Cellular component (GO): membrane
Molecular function (GO): calcium, potassium:sodium antiporter activity; calcium channel activity
Source: RefSeq, a predicted model, not a curated record
AUGCCGUAUCCCUGCACCCUUUUCCUCCGUCCCUCCACUGGGGCUGAGCGGAGGUCUCUCCAUGUUGUGAGGGAGCAGCAGGAGGCGGAGAGGAGCUACUGCAUGACGGACGCGUCCACGGAGGGCUCGUGCAGCAGUCGCCCGCCUUCCUCCUCCCAAAGCCCCGCUGCAUCAGGACGUCAGGAGCGAAGCGCUCCUCCAGCCUGCAGACGCCCGCUGCCUCCCGCCGGCACCCGACAGAGAGGAGGCUGCUCGGCGUCAGCGGGAGAGGGGAUGUCUCUGCCGGGUAUCCGACUCCGGAACCAGCCGACACAAGUGAUGCCGAGCCAGAGGAAGGUCAAAGCGAGACGGAAGAGACGACAGGAGCUGGUUUUGAUCCAGAUAUGCUUGUUCGGCGGCUUGCUGCUGGUCGUGAAGGGAUGCUCCUACCUGGCCGGAGGUUCAGGUUUCCAUGUGAGCAGCCCCAACGGUGAGGACCAGGAGAGGUGGGGAGGGAGGAGGCUACUGCAGGAAACAGACAACAGCAGCCUGGAGGAGAUGGAGGAGGAAGAAUCUAAGAACUGUACCGCUCCAGCUCUGCACGAGUUCCCUACAGACCUGUUCACCCACAAGGAGAGAACAGAAGGAGCCGUGGCCCUGCAUGUCCUCUGUACCAUUUACGUGUUCUGUGCCCUGGCCCUCGUUUGUGAUGACUACUUCGUCCCCUCGCUGGAGAAGUUGUGUGAGCGCCUCCAGCUCAGCGAGGACGUAGCAGGUGCUACCUUCAUGGCUGCUGGCAGCUCGGCUCCUGAGCUCUUCACAUCCAUCAUAGGUGUUUUCAUCACCAAAGGUGAUGUGGGUGUUGGGACCAUCGUGGGUUCAGCAGUCUUCAACAUCCUCUGCAUCAUCGGUGUGUGUGGCUUCUUCGCCGGUCAGGCAGUGAAGCUCUCUCAUUGGGCUCUACUCCGAGAUUCCAUCUUCUACACCUUUUCUAUCACGGCCCUCAUUGUGUUCAUCUACGAUGAGAAGGUGUGCUGGUGGGAGUCUCUUGUCCUGAUUCUCAUGUAUGCCGUCUACAUCCUCAUGAUGAAGUUCAACGGCAGGGCCCACCGCUACUUUGACCGUCGGAAGAGGAGCUCUGUGAAUCUGUCCAACGGGCUGACAGGAAGCACUGAUCUGGAGGACAAUGUCACGUGUGAUGCUACUGCAGUCCUGCUCAAGAAAGCUAACUUCCACUGUAAGCCAUCGGUGCUGAUGGUGGAUGAGCUGCUGUCUGCGUACCCCCACCAGCUGUCCUUCUCUGAGGCCGGCAUGAGGAUCAUGAUCACCAGUCAUUUCUCCCCCAGGACCCGCCUCACCAUGGCCUCUCGCAUGCUCAUCAACGAGAGACAAAGACUGAUCAACACCACUGAGACUCGAGUCAACCGCAUCACUAACGGAGACCCUGACUCCGCUCAGGGGAGGCGGAGCUUAGAGAACGGGAUGGGCGGAGCUGCGCAGGGCCUGAAUGGGAGGUGUAGACUUCAGCGACUGGAGUCUGGGAACGAGACAGAGAACGAAACUGAGGACAACGAGAACAACGAGGGAGGAGAGGCAGAGGAGGAGCACAACGGACCCCUGGUGCCUUUCAAAGUCCCAGCCGGGGCCUGUAACAAGCUGAAGUGGCUCACAAUGUGGCCCCUGUCCCUGCUGCUGUUCUUCACCGUGCCCAACUGUGCCAAGCGGCGCUGGGAGAGAUGGUUCAUGGUCUCCUUCUUCACCGCCACCAUGUGGAUCGCUGGCCUCUCCUACAUCAUGGUCUGGAUGGUGACUGUGAUCGGCUUCACUCUGGGCAUUCCAGACGUCAUCAUGGGCAUCACCUUCCUCGCAGCAGGCACCAGCGUCCCAGACUGCAUGGCUAGCGUUAUAGUCGCACGGCAAGGUCUGGGAGACAUGGCCAUCUCCAACUCCAUCGGCAGUAAUGUGUUUGACAUCCUGGUGGGUCUGGGUCUGCCCUGGACUCUGCAGACCCUCUGCAUCGACUACGGCUCCACGAUCCAUCUCAACAGCAGAGGACUCAUAUUCUCCGUUGGACUCCUGCUAGCCUCAGUAUUCGUCACAGUUCUCGGGGUCCAUCUGAACAAGUGGACUCUGGACUGGCGGCUGGGCUUGGCCUGCCUUGUCUUGUAUGCCAUCUUUUUAUCCUUCUCCAUCCUCAUUGAGUUCAACGUCUUCAUCUUCGUCAACCUCCCGAUGUGCCGAGACAUCCACUGACCUCCGUCCUGCUCCUCCUCUUCCUCUUCUUCUUCUUCCUCUGGUUGAUGGAGGAAAC